GUGGCAGAAGUACCUACGUAUUUAAUAUUUUUUUGACUGGUAAGCUAGUUGAAUUUACUUGACGUUUAGUUUAGGUAUAUACUAUACUUAUGUAUACAAAUAAAUUAGAUUUUUUACCUGGUGGUUAUCAAGGGCGUCCUCGACAAGAAGUUUUAAAAUAAUUCAAGAUUAUAACUACAAGCUUUUAAUCAAAUUCAAUACUUUUUUUUUUAGUAUUGAAAGUAAUAAUCCAAUCAAUCAUUAAGUUUGUUUUAAUUUUCGGGCAUUUCAAGAUGUGGGUUCUCAGGUAGUCCUUGCCAUCCUGUACCCUUUACAUGCAUUUUAUAGAAUUUUUCACGCUUUCUUGUAAUUCUGCACUACCUAAACUUUGCUUAGUGAGGCUGGUGUAGGAAUACGAACACAACUACCUAUUUUCUUCUAUCAAGUAUCAAGUGUGAUAUUUCAGGUUGUAAUUAAAUGAAAAAAAUGUUUUUCUAAUCUUUUUUCGUUAUAAUAUAUGCCCAUAUUUUUAGAAUAAAAAUGGAAUCUGAUAAUUUAAAAUGGCUAACUGUGGUAAUUCUAUUCCUGACAUGGAUUUUUUUUAAAUUUGAAAACUACUUCAAAUCAGUUAUAUUAGCGAUGAAGUUACAAGGACCAGCUACGGUACCUUUUUUUGGAAAUGCCUUGUAUCUCACAGAAGGAGAUGUAAUUCAACGAUUUGCCAACAUUAUCUCCACCCAAUUUCAUGGAUCGAUAAGUAGAAUAUGGUUGUUUUUUAUACCGUUUGUUGUUGUGUAUAAGCCGGAACAUUUGAAAAUUAUUAUGAGCAGCUCUAAGGUAUCAGAAAAAAAUUUUGUGUAUAAAGUUUUGGAGAUCUUUUUUUGUAACGGACUUAUCACAUUAAAAGGUCACGAAUGGAAAAAUCAUCGAAAAAUUAUUCAGCCAUUUUUCCAAACGAAUUUAAUCGAGAACGACUACUAUCAUUCAUUUUUGAAAUAUUCACAAGAUAUUAUCAGUGAACUUGGUGGCCAAAAAUGUGUUAAAAUUCAAAAUAUCACUAACAAAUAUGUGAAAAAAAUUUUGCAUAGAAUCAUCUUAGGUGUUGAUUUAGACUCCGUAGAAGAAACGCCAUUCAAAAAAAUUGAAAAUACUGCCAUAGAAAAGUUAUGGAAACCCUGGAAAACUUUUCAAAAUUCAAACCCUAAUUUGAAACAAUCCAUCCAGAGCAAUUUUUAUGAACGCAAAUCUCAAUUAACCAAAAAUAAUUGCCUUUUGGACAAAUUAAUUGAAAAAGUCGAAACUAGUGAAUUUACAGAAGAUGAGGCUAUUAAUGAAGCAAUCACGUUUUUAAUAGCGGGCUAUGAGACAAUAGCAAUUACACUUAUAGCUUGCUUAUAUUACUUAGCAAAAAAUCAGAAUAUUCAGGAAAAAGUAUACCAGGAAAUUCAGGACGCAACUUCAAAUGGAACUUGCAAUAAUAUUACAGUGGAACAUAUUAAUAAAAUGCAUUAUUUGGGCCAAUGUGUCAAAGAAACUUUACGAAUAAUGCCUCCAAUACCAUUAUUGACAAGAGUAUUAAAUUCAGAUAUAACUUUAGAUAACUACACAAUACCUUCUGGAACAAAUAUAUUGAUGUCACCUUUAGUAACACAUAGAGUACAAGAAACAUUUCCUGAUCCCUUGAAAUAUGAUCCUGAUAGGUUUUCUAAAGAAAAUAUAGAUAAACUACCUCCGUAUAGUUACAUACCAUUUAGUAUAGGAUCUAGAAAUUGCAUAGCACAUAAAUAUGCCUAUUUGGAACUAAAAACCAUUAUAGCAUGCAUAUUAAAAGAAUAUCACAUUGAGCUUAAGGAAGCCUAUAAUGACCUGUCUUUUGGCUACAGAGUUGCCAUGACCAUAAAGGGAGGAGUGUGGUUCAAUAUAAAUCCUAGAAAAAACAUUGUUAAAUAAAUUUGUGCAUAUAAA
Molecule: messenger RNA, 1944 nt
Organism: Ceutorhynchus assimilis (cabbage seed weevil)
Lineage: Eukaryota; Metazoa; Arthropoda; Insecta; Coleoptera; Curculionidae
Source: the annotation of a GenBank genome assembly